ACGAGUUAUGAAAUUCACUAUGUAACUACAUCCAAGAAAGUGGACGACGUGGAAGAGGCAGUGAAGUUGCUAAUAAUAUCUUGUUUUAUAAUUAUAAUGAUUUUGAUCGGAAAUUUAAUUCAAUCUUAAAGUCAACUGUAACAACUGUUGUUAUUAAAAACAUUUUAAUUAAGAAUUUAAUCACAAUGUUACAAUACUGCGAAAAUAUAUCUAUUUGUAGAUAUAAGAAAAUGUUGACAUUUUAUGAUCAAAAUCAUGUUAACCCCGAUAACAUUGUCAUUUUCAAUAACGAAAAUUGGAGCUCUACUAAUUGUGACAUUUGCACACAUCAAAAUAAUGUAUCUUUUGUGGCAUGUAAUACAACUGCACAAAAAAUUGUCACAUGCAUAAAAGAAUGCAAUGAAAAUAAUAAAUUUUUGAAUUAUAAGACAUUCAUACCCUUCUUAAAAGGAAAGUGUACAGUUGAUGUAUUAUUAAAUAAGUUGCAUGAAUCUGAACAUUUUGGAAAAUUAUGUUCGUGGUCCGAUGGACAAAUUAAAAGAUUGAUGCUUCUUUUAUUGUCCGAAAAAUUAAUUUCCAUAAAAUUAUUAGAUAACAGAGACAAUGAUUAUAAUAUUCCUUUAACGUACAAUAGCAACAUUCCAUUUUUAUUUGAAAAUCCAACAAUUGUAGUUGAUGAUAUCUUACAAAUGACGUUACAACUUUCCGUAACUAACAAUGAGAGAGCAAACUUCUUAAAUAUCACUUUAUAUCGCAUUAAAGUAAUGUGUUAUAAACAACUUCGUUUUGUUGCGGAUCUUUUUUCUAUAAACGAAAUUUGUAUAAAUACAUACAGAGUAAGAAACACAAGGAAAUUACGUGCAUUAUCGAAAUUGUUACCAACAACAAUGGCUGAGUAUAAAACAAAUUUCUCAAAUAAUGAAGAAGAUGUAAUUUUACAGGAAUGGGAUUAAAGUUUAUUUGAUGUUAUACAAACAUUUAAUGAGAUGAAACGAAGAUAUGGAUAUCAAUAAUUUUUAAUAUGUUUUCAACGUAAAUAACGAUAAAAAUAUUUAGAUAUGUACUAACUUAACAACCAUAAGUGAAAUACAUAAAUAUUAUUUCACACAUUUAUAAUUAUUAAUAUAAAUAAUGUAGUACUAUAUUAUUUCAUGUUAUUCAUAUGAUAUUAUACCUAUAAACAUUGAAUUAAUUCUAAUGUUAUUUACAUUGAUAAUAUUACUUUAAAUACAUUAAAAAUAAUUUCCAAUUUUUAAAGAC
Leptopilina boulardi is the source of this 1260-nucleotide messenger RNA. RefSeq names its product recQ-like DNA helicase BLM. NCBI's taxonomy places the organism in Eukaryota, Metazoa, Arthropoda, Insecta, Hymenoptera, Figitidae. Gene Ontology annotation, biological process: DNA replication; DNA repair. Gene Ontology annotation, molecular function: 3'-5' DNA helicase activity. The transcript has 3 exons. Bases 186 to 953 code for a protein of 255 amino acids. The record is from RefSeq and is a predicted model, not a curated record.